Messenger RNA from Neltuma alba, 1068 nucleotides. Its product is annotated as zinc finger CCCH domain-containing protein 48-like. Gene Ontology annotation, molecular function: protein binding; metal ion binding. NCBI's taxonomy places the organism in Eukaryota, Viridiplantae, Streptophyta, Magnoliopsida, Fabales, Fabaceae. The record is from RefSeq and is a predicted model, not a curated record.
AUGAAACUUCUUAUCAAUGCAGGAGGCCGUCCACUUCUGGUCUCUAAGCCCAAAGGCAAUUCAUCUCAAAUUUGCAAAUAUUGGAUCAAUGGAAACUGCGUCCAUGGUGAUCACUGUUGGAACUUGCAUUCUUGGUUUUAUGGCGAUGGCCUUUCUAUCCUCACUAAGCUCCACCAACACAAGACGAUUAUGACUGGGAUUACACUUCCAGUCGGAUCGGACAAACUCUUUUCUUGUAGCACCGAUAGGACACUUCGGGUAUGGGACUGUCAUACGGGUGAAUGUGUUAAUGUGAUAAAUCUGGGUGAAGAGGCAAGGUGUUUGAUCAGUAUGGGUUCAUGGGUUUUUGCUGGUUUGAAGAAUGCUGUUAAGGCAUGGAACAUUCAGACUGCUGCUGAGAUCACUCUUGACGGACCUAAGGGUCCUGUACUUUCCAUGGCUGUUUGCAACGAAAUUUUUACUGGAGCUAUGGAUGGUGUUAUUUAUGCAUGGAGACUCACUUCUGAAGCAAAUUUUCCAUUUAAACCAGUAGCAACAUUGAACGGCCACACCAGAGCUGUCGUUUCCUUAACUGGUGGACCUGGGUACAAGUUAUAUUCAGGUUCUGUGGAUCAUAGCAUCAAGGUUUGGGACCUCAACACAUUACAAUGUACCAUGACGUUGAAAGGGCACACUGAUGUAGUGACAUCCCUUAUUUUCUGGGACAAAUACUUAUUUUCAAGUUCUUUGGACAGCACAGUAAAGCUUUGGACUUCAACUGAUCAUGAACAAUCAACUAUGGAAGCAGUGUACACGCAUCAAGAAGAAAGUGGUGUGGUUAGAAUCAACGGCAUGAUUGAUGCAAAAGGGAAACCCAUAUUGUUUUGCUCCUGCAGCAACCAUUCAGUUAGCCUGUACGAAAUGCCAACGUUUGCUGCAAGAGGAAGAUUAUUCUCAAAGCAAGAGAUUAGAGUAAUAGAAGAAGGCCCUGGUGGACUCUUUUUCACGGGAGACGGCACUGGUUUGCUCACUGUCUGGAAAUGGCUAGCAGAUGAAUCGGAGCCUAUGGCCUAUCUUCAUGAUUCCUAA